GGGGCUUUGUUUCUUCUGGUGCGAUGGGAUCAGUGCAGCUCGUCGUGAUCACAAUAACAAAGUACAAAGUUGUCUUGUCGACUCGACGCUCCUCUCGCCUCGUUAGCGCAGGGGCACGGGGACGUUAGCUAACUUGUGAACCUCGUUCAAGCAGAGAACCGAGACGCGAACAUGUCCGACGGAAGCCUCUCGUUGAACCCACGGAACCAGGAUCUUUGGGAGGGAACGUGAGGCUUGACUGAUGACAUAAACCAAGCAUCCACCUGGAGCCGUCUCCUUGUUUGUGUUUUUGUUUUGUUUGUGUUUUUGAUUUUUCGUUUGUUCAGUCUCCAUCUUUCUUACCUUGUGUUCACCCUCCUCUUGUGCAAAACAGAUACUGAAAUAAUGCAGUAGCAUUUGAAAUGAAACUUAAAUGUAUCACACUACUGUCCAGUGGAGAUAGCCAUAGAGGUUUCAAGGGUCUUGGAAUAGCCCAACUAAUCAUCUUUAUGGCAUUAAUUACAUUUCAGACCGCACUUACCAGGCAACAUACUUACAUACACAAUUUUUCACUUGUGCGUUAAUUUAAUUUAACUUAAUUGUUGUAGCCUCAUUGUCUAAACCAGGCCUGUUUGUUUGUCUUAUUCAUGCUUAAUUGAUUCGUUUUUCAGUAAGUCUCUAAUAAUUAUUUAAACUUAUUUUUAAUGUUGAUUAGCUGCUAAGCUCCCUUGAAUGGUUUUCACAAUUGGCGGAAUUCAUUUGUGUUGUAAACUUAUUUUUUUUACAUAUGCAAUCUUUGUGAAAAACAAAGACUGACCUAGAAGUGGAAAUUCAAUAUUACGUCCUGUUGUCUUUGAAUGUGUUCAAGUGUUGCCUAUUCACUUUUUAACUGGCAGCAAACUGGAAGCUUAUGGCUCUUUGUAACUUUGACACAAAGACAUAAGCAGUACCUGUCUUCACUGGAUAUAUACAGUAAACAGAAAAACCUUUGAACUGGAUGAAGUUCUUUUUUCUUUUCUAAUGAAGACAUACUACUGAAAUGGACACACAGGAACAGGAAUUUUUUUGGGACUUUGUUGAAUUCAAGCACUGAAGAGGAAGAAUGAUUUUGUGGCGAUUUCAGGGACAAAGUUGUCUGACAAACUUUCAAUUACCCUUUGAUUUUCUCUGCAAAUCUUGGAGAGUUGCCAAAUUUCACCCCUAACUAUAGAAAACACUUUCUAUAAACUUGCUAGAUGUAAUUUUUCCUCAUUAACCCCGUCCACUUCAGCUGUGAAGAUGCGAUCACCAGAGCCCUCUUCACUCUCUCCAGCAGAAGCCCUCCUUCAUGGCCAGUUUGCGAGCUGGGGAUCAGGCAGUAACAGCAACAAUAACAGCUGCCCCAACAGCCCUGGUGGUCCAGGCGGACUCUCCCCUGCUUCCUCCCUUACUCUGGCUCCGGCCUCCAACUAUGCCUUGACCCUCACGCACACCCACAUACACAUCCAGCGCUUGUCACCAAGGUCGGGGAAGGAAGCCCGUCUCCUGCUGCCUUUAUCAGAGCUGGUGGGGUGCAGCUGCCCUCGCGCCCCUGCACCCCCUCUCCUGGUGCUGUACUGGUACCCGCCAGGGAAACGACGGAAAGGGGUGUCCCGGCGCAGGCAGGUGAGGGCCUACCUGGCAGAGAGCAGGCCUGAAGCUGAGAGGUGGUCGGCUGCUCUGCAGUGUCUCCUCAGAGGUGUGACCGUCACUGCUGACACAGAAUUUUCAAGAAGUCUGCUACCUCGUCCCAGGCGACUACUGUUACUGGUCAAUCCCUUCAGUGGGAGGGGCCAGGCAAUGCAGUGGUGUCAGACCCACAUCCUGCCAAUGAUCAGAGAGGCGAACAUCAGCUACAACCUUAUUCAGACAGAGCGUCAGAACCAUGCGAGGGAGCUAAUCAGAGAGAUAUCGCUCCCUGAGUGGGAUGGCAUCGUCAUUGUUUCUGGAGAUGGCCUGCUGCACGAGGUCAUUAAUGGGCUGAUGGAGCGUCCUGACUGGGAACUAGCAAUAAAAAUCCCUGUCAGCAUUCUGCCCUGUGGCUCGGGGAAUGCACUGGCUGGCUCCGUCAACCACCAUGCAGGGUAUGACAUGUGCCUUCGGGAGCCUCUCCUUUUGAACUGCUGCUUUUUGCUCUGUCGAGGCGGUGUCAGACCCAUGGACCUGGUCUCCGUGACAACAAGCCCUGCUCCCUCCAACAACAGUCGUACUGCAGCACCCAAAAGACUGUUUUCUUUCCUUUCUGUUGCCUGGGGCUUUGUAUCUGAUGUGGACAUAGAGAGUGAGAGGUAUCGUGGCCUGGGCUCAGCCCGCUUCACCCUCGGCACCCUGGUGCGCAUAGCUUCCCUGCGGUCCUACAAGGGUCGUCUUUCCUACCUGCCGCCCUCUCUUGUCACCACAUCACCAGAUACCACACCUCCUCUGCCAAGGAGGUCGUUCUCCCGCAGUAUAACAGAAGGUCUUGAGGGCUUUUGCCAAACGCCCAUUCAUCGCACCUGCUCUGACAUGGGCAUCAGCGAACAGAGAAGCCUGCGUAUGGGUGAGGGAGAGAGGGAAAAAGAGGAGAGGCAGAGAGAAAGGGAGAGGAGAAGAGAGAGGGCCAGGGGAGGAGGAUCUGGUGUGGUGAGGGCCAGCAGCUUGGCAGAGGACAGAGAGAGGGAGGGGCAGAUGGAGAUGGAAGCAGAAGAAGAGAGGUCAGGGACAAGUUCAGAAUCAAAUGAAAGGGAUGGAUGCAAUAUGGGAGGGGAACAAAGGCUGCCAGGGAUCAAGGAUGAAAGGGAAGAGGAGGGAAGAGCUGAGAAAGACUCCAGUGAGAUGGAUGAUAGGGGGAAGGAUGGGGAAAGCAGUGGCGGUUCUGUAGUGGGGGAGGGAGUGUUGCAUGCAAGAGAGCUGGGAGAGAGCAACAGGGUAGACAUGGGGCGAGAGGCAGAUGAAGAUCCAGAGGGUUGUUUCACUUACCAAGACAGUAUUCAGAAGGGCAGACAGUCACUACGAAAGAAUUCGGCUCCUUCGAGCCAGAUAGCCAACACUCUCUUUAACCAGCCUCUCAGUCAGGGGGAAGAUGCAGAUUCUGGAACCUCAUAUGGGCUGGAGGACGUGGACCUCAACGGAAGCUACUACCAGAAAGAACCCUACCCACUUGACGUUGCUCGUGAGCGAUCUCUCACCAUCUCCUCUCCCUUUCGUCACUCCCCAUUCUCUUACAAACCCAAGACACUGGACCAAAACCAGAACGCCUCCAGGCCGAGGCCUCUUUCCCUCCUCCAGCACUCCCACUCAAACUCCCUCCCCCCUAAACUCCCCUCCCUCUCUUUGUCUCUUUCUCCCACACCGCCCUCUUCCCCAUCUUGUGCCUCUCCACACUCCUCAUCCUACCUUGUCCCCCGUCCGAACACGCCAAACUCCUCCUCACCCUCGCCCUCUCUACGCACACCGUCCUCUUCUUUUAACUUUGACAUUGCUGAGCCAGCAGGACCCCUUAGGAACCGUCCUUUUUUUUCACUGCCUUUAAAUCUCCCAAGGGAUGACUUGUUACCCCCCCUCGACCAACCCCUCCCCACCAGAGACUGGGUCACCAUUGAAGGGGACUUUGUCCUAGUCCUUGCCCUUUAUCAGUCCCACCUCGGGGCUGACCUCCAUGCUGCACCUCAGGCCAGGUUUGACGAUGGGCUGAUCCACCUGACCUUUGUGCGGGCAGGGAUCUCCAGAGCCACUCUACUGAGAUUGUUCUUUGCCAUGGAGAGGGGAACCCACCACUCCGUCAACUCACCGUAUGUGAGCCAUGUCAGCUGCAGGGCCUUCAGGCUACAGCCUCUGUCUACACGAGGGACCCUCACUGUGGAUGGAGAGCUGGUGCCCUACGGGCCGCUUCAAGCACAGGUUCACCCUUCCAUGGCCCGUCUCAUUGUUGGUGACUCUGGUGUACAGAUUACCAGAUUCUAAUCAGGAGUUGGUCAAAUUGAUUGACAGAUACUCUGCUGAAUUACGUAAUCUCUGUUGCCAUCCAUACUCAGAGAGAGAGAGAGAGGCGGGGGGCAUCUGAGAGACUUAAAAUAGCCUAGAUUGCAGAAACUGCUUUUCUGGGAUUUGAUGAAGGGAUAACCCACAGAGCCACACGUCAUUGGAGCAUGACUGCAGGGAUUAAUAGCAAAUUUGAAAAUGGAUGAAAAUGCGCCUCAUUGCACAGCUGUUGGAUUACGCUCAGCGUCCGCUGAGAAGCAUGAAAACUGCACAGACUGGAAUAAUACGAGGGAAGAACAAUUGAAUGUUGAUGGGAUUUUUUGUGCAGAUAGUGCAUGUGUUGGAUGUAUACAUAUUCGUAUGCAUGCAGAUAAGCACUACCUGCUUUUUGCCUUAUUUUGAGACGGACAGGAAUCAGAUUAAAAUCAGAGAAAGUUCUUCUAAAACAUGAAAAUCUGUAAAGAAAUGAGAUUUGCUUGGUCCUACUCCCCCUAUAAAUUAUCCCCAACCCUCCAACUUCAACACUAACCCCCAAAUCUUUCAAAAAUAUGAAUAUAAAAACGUCUGUCCCUGAAAGGAAUGCCUUAUCUGACCCUGGACAGUACUGUUGUACCUUUGCCCUUUCUAACUUAUAUAAGACUCCUAAAGCUUCUUAAUCUCUAUCCACCCAUCAGAGUAUCCGUCCUCUACCUAAUGCUAUGCUUAUAUUCUGAGACAUACUGGUAGACCAAUCUACCUACCAUUAUGUGUGAGAAUGCUACUCUCUGUUUUAAGCAUCCAUGUAUAACGUGUGGAUCAAAGUUCACUUUAAUGACUGUUUUGUUCAUUCAAGUGAGUUGAAGUCGAGGAGCGAUAUCAUGCUUUAUAUUACACGAAUAGGAGCAAUGGAACCGUUGAACGGUGACAAUUGCUGAUAUUUUACAUCAGCUUCCUGUUUUUAUUAGGCAGUGGGUGCACAAUGAUGAUGUCAGUGAUAUCAAACUGCAGCGCAUUGAACAUAAAAAUGUCUUACAAAGCUUCUUUGUCACUGGUUUUAGACUGUUCAUUGUAAAGAACUCUUUCAGAAUUACAGCCAUUAGCCCUCCUCACUGUUUCAUGUCGACAAUAUAUCACAAUUUCUGAGUAGUCGUCUUCGGAAGUGUAACCAGAGGACAUUACGUGCCUCUGUUAAUUAGCAUGUAGUGCAGUUCUUUUGCACAAUAACUGGAGCUGGAGAAGUACCGAAAAUCACAACACUAGAAUGCACAGUAAGAUUUAGUAAUGCAGAGUCAGAUACAAUGUUUUGUUCUGUAAAAUGGAUGCACUAGUGGCCUAGUCCAGAUACCAUUAUAAUUAGUUAGUUACAUUCUUAGGCUGAAAUUGAUUACAUUUUUCAGUUUGAACACUUGUAGCUUUGGAAAGGUCGAACUGGCUAAUUACAAAAUAAUUAAGACUCUAAAAUCCUGCUACAGCCAAACAAGGAAACUAUAAAACCCAGCAGCUUUGUGUUGUUGGAUCAGACUUUGUAUCAGGCGAGAAAUCAGAUGGAGGAAUUAGCCAAUCUGUUAAACAAAUGUGAUAGAUUGGUUUUUAACUUGAAAAGAUCUUGAGAACAUGAGUGCUUCCAAAUAAUAAUGUCCUAAGUGUAAUAAAACACCAGAUCUUGGAGCCCGACUAGGAAUUGUGGUGUUUUAGAAAUCAAUUGUUAUAAUAAAACCUGCUGAUAUACUCGAUCUGGACAAAGGACAAAUCAUUAGCAUGUGCAGUGUUUCAAUCAGUAAGAUCAUGUGUCGACCCCUCUGGGUCAUCAUCAACAUACUGUGUCUCUUGGUCAUGCCUGGACAAAUGAAUGCCUUUGUAUGAUAAGCCUGUAAAUUCCGGCUGUUGAUCAUGUUCAAACCUGACUGCAGAAAAGUGGAGUAAAACUCUUUGCUCACCA
This is a messenger RNA of Scophthalmus maximus (turbot), 5875 nucleotides long. It is a transcript of the gene sphk2, whose product is annotated as sphingosine kinase 2. The record is from RefSeq and is a predicted model, not a curated record. Gene Ontology annotation, cellular component: intracellular membrane-bounded organelle; cytoplasm; membrane. Gene Ontology annotation, biological process: sphingosine biosynthetic process; sphinganine-1-phosphate biosynthetic process; positive regulation of apoptotic process. Lineage: Eukaryota; Metazoa; Chordata; Actinopteri; Pleuronectiformes; Scophthalmidae. The coding region runs from base 1258 to 3939 and encodes 893 amino acids. The transcript is spliced from 8 exons.